CGGACACGGAGCGCCGGAGUGGGAGGGAGCCGAGCAAUUAUUAUGAUGAUGACUGACUGACUGACACACAGCAUCCAAAUAACGUCAGAGACUUUAUUGGGAAUAAUAGUCCGCCGAAAAGCGCUUCUUAGUUUCUCGGGGAGGAAAGAAAAAGAAAAGAAGGAAAAAAGAAAAGAAAAGAAAGGGGGAAAAAAAAGCACGCGCGCGCGCGUAUAGAGAGACAGAGAGGAGUGCGUGUUGUUGGAGCUGCGAAUUCGCUGCAAAAUAACGUGGCAAAAAAUCAUCACGAUGAUGAGAGAGAAAGAAGAAGCGGAGACGCGCGGGCGCCGAGGAUCGUCGGGAUCGUAAAGAAUUAGAGCGUCGGGCGGCGUUUCUCGGGAAGGUGGUGCUGCCGUGAACACAUGAAGGAGGUCUGCGCGACGGGCAGGACCAGCCUCACCAGCAGAGCAAAUCAUCGAUUUUGUCUUUGAUCACAAAGACAUUCAGAUGAGCAUCCACAACAUACAAUGCAGGCUGUUGCAACGUGAAUGUUUUACACGUUGAAUCCUCGUAAUGUUUACAUUAUCAUGGAGUCUGCCUGACUCCGAUUUGGAAGAAAUGGACGGCUGGAAGAGGACAGUCCUGCGAAGGCGGGGACUGGGCAGUGGACUGGCGUGGGCUCUGCAGAUGGAAGGGCCGAGGGCAACGCUCAUGGGAUAGGCUGGCCGACACACACCAUGGUGGUCUCUGUCCAAUCUCACAAACACACCAGUAGAGAAGUUUAAGCCCCGACCGAACCAGAAGACAGUGCCAGAGUGACAGUGUGAGUUGACAAAGGGCCCCUUCUGUCACAGAAGGUUCUAGAAGGUUUUCAGCAGUGACCUGCAGUCGACAGCACAGACCCCCUCCAAGCCCCAAGUAGGCUCUUUGUAUCAGAGGGAUUUGCGUGAAAACUCUGAAAUCUGACCGCGGCUGGAGUUCCUCUUGCCUCGCGAAAGGGUGAGGAGAGUGUGGUCAAAAACAGAAGACGAGAGAAGGGGACAAGUUGAGCUCUGUUGUCAUGAUGGCCCUUGAGGGGGUAUCUGAGCUUCGUGAUUGGCUUUUCCUGCUGCUUCUCUGCCUAACGCUGUUUGCCGAAAUGCUGGAGUUUGCCGCCGCCAUGGCGGUGGCACGUGGGGCAGGGAGCGAAAUUGAUGUGACUUGCCCCGCGGCUUGCCGGUGCGAUGAGGACUUUAUCUACUGCAAUGAUCGUGGGUUGACCGCCAUCCCUCCACUGCCCUUUGCUGCCACAAUCCUCUACCUGCAGAACAACCAUAUUGACAAUGCCGGGCUGCCCACCUCCCUGGAGAAGCACCUGACUGUUCAGGUGGUGUACCUUUACGACAACGAACUGGACGAUUUCCCCAUGCACCUGCCCCCAUCCCUGCGCGAGCUCCACCUUCAGGAUAAUAACAUCCGCACCCUGCCUCGGAGUGCGCUAGCUCGGCUCCCACUGUUAGAGAAGCUGCACCUGGACGACAACUCCAUCUCCACAGUCAGUAUCGAGGACCAGGCCUUCGCUGACAACCCACGCCUUCGUUUACUCUUCCUCUCCAGAAACCACUUGUCCAGCAUUCCCUCCGGACUACCGGCUUCUCUGGAAGAGCUCAGAUUGGAUGACAACCGCAUCUCAACUAUCCCCACGCAUGCUUUCCGAGGCCUCUCUUCACUCCGUCGCCUUGUCCUAGAUGGGAACCUCCUGGCCAAUCAACGCAUAGCUGACGACACCUUUUCCCGCCUGACUAACUUGACGGAACUAUCGCUAGUGCGUAACUCCCUCCAGACACCCCCCUUCAACUUACCCAGUAUUCACCUGCAGCGCCUCAACUUGCAGGACAAUGCCCUCAUACACAUGCCACGGGGCUCCCUAGAUGGCAUGCGGCGGCUACAGAGGCUGGACUUGUCAGGCAACAACUUGACCACCCUGCCCCGCGGCCUCUUCAGGGACUUGGACAGCCUAGCACAGCUGCUGGCACGUGGGAACCCCUGGCACUGUGGGUGCAACCUGCGCUGGGUGCAUGACUGGCUACACGCUCGAGGUUCCACAAUUACAGUGCGGGGCUUCAUUUGCCAGAAUCCUGAGAGGGUGCGGGGCUUGGCCCUCCAAGACCUCAGCAGCCAGAUGGAGGAGUGCGAAAGCAGUCCUGCUGGGGCUGGAGCUGUGGGAGCGGGGAGCCGGGACUUGGGCAAUGGAGAAAAAGCAAUUGCUACAUCUACCACCUUAUCCCCUCCCCAAGGCUCACUGUUUACUCUGAGAUCCAAAAGGCCAGGUCUCCGGUUCCCUGACUCUGGCCUGGACUAUUCUCUUGGUAGCAGUGCCAACAGUAAGACACUUGUUCUUAAUGUAAAGCCCCUCUCCCCUCACUCCAUUCAUCUCACGUGGCGCGUCCCACAGCCCAGUGCCUCCUUCCGCCUCAGCUGGCUCCGCCUAGGCAACGGCGCAGCCAUGGGUUCCAUCACAGAAACGCUGGUACCGGGGGAUCGAAGGGAAUACCUGUUGAAUGCCCUACAGCCCCAGUCCAGCUAUAUCAUCUGCAUGGCGCCCCUCCCUGCAGACACCAGGAGUGCAGUCUUGGAAGGCAACGGAGACCCCGAUGAGACUCCUGUGUGCGCCAGGGCCGAGACAGCUGACCUCAGUCAGCCCAGUUCUGAGAAGGGUGAAAACCGUGGCCCUGAGCAGCUCUCUGUUCUUUCUCUUGCGGGAAUCAUUGGAGGUGCUACCGCCCUGGUGUUCUUGGCUUUGAUUUUUGCCAUCGUCUGUUGGUGCGGACACCGGACCCGACACAUCUCAGAUCGCGAGCAUUCCACAAGGAGCAGUUAUCGCAGCAACAAGCGCUACGAUGACUACGUGGAGUCGGGUACGAAGAAGGACACUUCCAUCUUGGAGAUCCGUGGGCCUGGCUUUCAGAUGACGCCCAUGGCAGCCCAGCAACCACUUCACACCAAGGCUCUACGAGAAGAUUACAUCAUCCACACUAUAUUCCCUUCCAAUGGCACUGGCCUUUACAAAGGCACCCAAAACACAAAUAACAGUGGCUUUGGUACUAACCGUGGUCACAGAGAAGGUGGUAUACCAGACAUAGACUAUUCAUACACGUGAUACACUUACUACACACUGAUGGGGAGCAGAGGUUCUCAUACUGGGCUCUGAAGGACUUGUUUUAGCUUUUGGUUUCCAUUUCCGACUUAGACCAUAAAAUUUUCUUACUGCAUAUAGACUUUUAAAGGGGUUAGAAGUUCAUAAAAUGCUUUUGCUUAACCCCUGAUCGUAUAGUGCAUAUACCGCUUACAUUUUUGACACUACAGCAAUUUUCAUAAAAGCGAUAGGUUUCUGAUCAAUAGCUUUGUUACUUUCCUUGUUAGAAUGGGUUAGGUGGACAUUAAUGCCAAAAGCAUUAUUUAUUCACUUAAUUUUACUUUCAUCUGCAAGAUGAGAGUGAAUCCAUCCUGUUCCGUGCUGCAGAAAAACAAUUUACAGAGCCGCAUCCUUAUCAGAACCACUGAAGUUCACUCUCUCAAGGGCACAAAAGCACGUCACGUGGGCUUUAUACCGCUGAUCCUUAGGUCCAGAGAACAGUCAAGAAUCCUCUCCAUAUCAAAACUUUAAAGAGAGUUAAACAAAGGUAUUAUCCCCACUGGAGGGAAUAUUGUAACUAAAAAUGAGAAUCUCGGCAAGAGACAGAUCUUUGUGUUCUGCAUAGAAGGCCUGUAGAGUACACAGAAGAAUUGUAUAGCAGAAAUAUGGCCGUGUAAGCUAGAGGAUUCUGUGUUCUCAGACUUUGUCCGCCUUAGUUUGACUUUAGUAUUUUUCUAUUUCUUUUGCACAUUGAAGAGACAGCUUUUUCCUACCAGAGGAGAAACUGACAAUGGAGAUGACAGUUCUGACAAUGAAGGGGCUCAAAUUGCUAUCAGAAUUCUUUUUUUUUUUUUUUUUUGGAAUGAGUGAAUAGGACGACAUGUUGAUGUGAAUGGAUUGAGUUGGUGGGAGAGGGAUGCAGCUAAGAGGGAUGGUAGAAUUUCGCUCUUGCUCAAAAAUUUCCCUGGACCAAAAUGACACCGUGCAUGACACUUAAGUGACAGCUGAAUUUCUGUGCGUCGCCAGACAGUACCAGAGCAAGGCAACAAGAAAUGUAAUGACAAUCAUGAGGGAACGGACUACAAGUGGGCCUCGGAUACAGAAAAAAUAAAUGGGGAAUGUUUCAAAUGCCAUUUCUCAUUGAGCAGUGAACCUACAAAAGAAAUCUCAACUGAGGGAUUAACAUGGAACAUUAAUAACUGAAAACAGCUCGCAGAGUUAAAGCUAAGACUAUAAAAGUCAAAUUCUUGCGUUGCACAAGAAAGGCUUGUUGGUCUGCAACAAUCAUUUUGAGACAAUAUCUUCAAAUGAGCUCAGAUUAGGGAGUGGAGUGAGCGGGUACGGAUCAUGGGAACAUUACAGUAAAAAAAAAUCAGGGAGAUGCCAGUAACACUGUAAAUUAGGUUUAGGAGACAGGGAUAGGCCAGGGUGUGGUGUUUCGUCGUGGGGAGAUGUUUUUAUUGUAUGUGCUGGAUCUUAUUCAGCCAUCAGUGUAAAACUGUAAGAACUUUUAAUUAAUCAGUCAGCACUUAAUCUAUGAGAGAUAAUGAAGGGAUGUGUAAAAAGGCAGAGAGAAAUUCAAAGGCAGUAGAAAAGAAUGCACAAGAAAGAAUGACAACAAGA
This is a messenger RNA of Scleropages formosus (Asian bonytongue), 4717 nucleotides long. RefSeq names its product leucine-rich repeat transmembrane protein FLRT1-like. The transcript has 4 exons. Gene Ontology annotation, molecular function: protein binding. Bases 1040 to 3118 code for a protein of 692 amino acids. The record is from RefSeq and is a predicted model, not a curated record. NCBI's taxonomy places the organism in Eukaryota, Metazoa, Chordata, Actinopteri, Osteoglossiformes, Osteoglossidae. Gene Ontology annotation, cellular component: plasma membrane.